AUGAAUAGUAUCGUUCGUCACCGGAUGAACAUUGUUGAGAUUAACAAUGUCGUUCGACACGAGAUGAACGGUGUUGUUCGACACGGGAUGAACAGUGUCAUUCAACAUGGGAUGAACACUGUCACUCGACACUUGGAUUUCUACGCUGUCAAUCGCUGCUUGGAGGGUGUCGACUGCCCUCAUAGACUUAUGGAUCACACGUCUCCAACUCUCAAUCGGGACAUAGUUUCUUUUACUUCUUACCACAAGAAAAAAAACAAUGCUUCAUUAUUAGGGUUCUUUAUCACUUUCUCUUCGAUCCUCUCGAUCUUCUUCCCGACGGUUCCAUGGAAUCCAGUUUCAGUCACCAACUACCUCUCUCUCGCCUCAGAGGCAUUUGGCUCUUGCUGUGAUUCACUCUGCUCUCUCUAUCACCAUCUGAACCUCCAGGGCCACCAGAACCGCCGGAUAUGUCAUCUCCUUUACGCUUCCCCUCCUCCCAUCUGUUUCGUACACCUUGUAGUUUUGGAUCUCAACCCAUGUGUUGUCGACUCUGUUCCAACUCCGAAGGUGGCUCCUAACCUGACUUGUUUACUCCGUGUCUCUCAGUCGGUGGCUCCUCCUUCUCCGACGAAUUCCCUAGUCUCGUGUAGUCGCAGAGACUGUACUGAUCAAUUGGUUGAGAAAGCUAGGAAGAUGUGUACCGAAUCCUCAAUGAAAGAUGCUUUCUCUACUUACUCUGAUUAUCUCAACAACUUCAAUCUAUCAAUCAUCAUGUGGAGAUUUUCUCUAGCCAUCUCUUACUUUCUUUUCAUCUCAAUGAUUGUUAGAGCCACCGAUUGUCCAGUACUGCGCUAUGUCUGGUCUCCCAAAAGCUUACUGUGUGCUUCAUUGGUUCUUGAUUGCCAGAUGUUUGAUUACAGUGUCUUGAUCGAGUUAUUUAAUCUUAUUAAAGAUGAUUUUGAAUCUUGAUCUGAUUUGUUAUGUGGUUGGUUCCAGAUGACAACGAAGAGUAUGAAGCAAAGGUCCAAGGAAUUGAUAUAUCGCCUUAUCCUACAGUUAGAGGCGAACCAGCCACUUUCAGCAUUUCUGCUAACAAAGACAAUGUGAUUUCAAGAGGAAAGCUGGUAAUCGAAGUUUCAUACUUUGGAUGGCAUAUUCAUUGAGAGACGCAUGAUCUUUAUACUGUUCUUGGAUAAGUUAUGCUAUAGAAAAUUAUGUAUUUUUUUGGAUAGGUUAUGCUAUAAAAAUCCACAUGUAUUAUAGUAGAAUCAUCAAAUUCUAUUGAAAUACAUUCAAACUUUAAUUAUAAUACUUGAUUCGAAUUCCAUAAA
Messenger RNA from Brassica napus (rape), 1313 nucleotides. RefSeq lists its product as uncharacterized. The transcript has 4 exons. Bases 1 to 951 code for a protein of 316 amino acids. The record is from RefSeq and is a predicted model, not a curated record. NCBI's taxonomy places the organism in Eukaryota, Viridiplantae, Streptophyta, Magnoliopsida, Brassicales, Brassicaceae.